Molecule: messenger RNA, 747 nt
Organism: Cylindrotheca closterium
Lineage: Eukaryota; Bacillariophyta; Bacillariophyceae; Bacillariales; Bacillariaceae
Source: the annotation of a GenBank genome assembly
AUGAAGGUCAGCAAAGUUACCAUGGCAUUGAUCAGUCUUUUAUCCACACGUGCAGGAGCUUUCACUUCUGUUGCCCGCCGAUCGGCAGUCUCUACCACUGCUCGUUUCAUGUCUGGCCCCAUGCCAUACGAUGACGACAAGAUGCCCUUCUACGCUUUGGGAACCAACUUGGCACUUCAAGUCGGAGGACAAGGAAACUUCAAGACUCUGCUUGACGAUAAGGAACUUGAAAUUGUUUUGGAAGCCUUCUGCGAAAACUUGCGUGGAACCAACGCCCAAGACCCCCGUGCCGUUUUGACAACCUACGGACAAGAAUUGAAUAAGAUCUUGGGCGAACGUACCGCUGGAAUUGUUGAGCGUGUCAAGAAGGAUGGAGACGAUUACAUCAAAAACUUCUUGGACUGCAACGACGAAGCCGUCCAAACAGCAUCUGGAUUGGUCUACUACCCCAUGGUUGAGGGAACUGGAGCAUCACCUACCCUUUCAAACCAAGUGGAGGUUCAUUACCACGGAACUUUGACUGACGGAACCGUAUUCGACUCUUCUGUCGAACGUGGCCAAACUAUCAGCUUUGCUUUGGGUGGAGUCAUCAAGGGAUGGCAAGAAGGGCUUGCCAUGAUGAAGGAAGGAGGAAAGGCCACUUUGGUAAUUCCAUCUGACUUGGCAUAUGGAGAUGGCGGCAGUGGAGAUGCUAUCCCUCCAGGUGCCACUCUCAAGUUCGAGGUUGAAUUGUUCAAGGUUCAGUAA